AUGGACUCUUUGGUAGAUCACGCUCAAUAUGCUUUUCUUAAGGGGAGAUGUAUACUGGACAAUAUCGCGACGGCGGAGGAGGCCAUCUUCAGUAUCCACAAAAGAAGACUGCCUGGUCACAUCCUCAAGGUGGAUUUCGCUAAGGUUUUUGACUCUGUGGAUUGGGACUUCUUACUGGAGCUUCUGGAGGUUAGGGGGUUCGGAUCCAAAUGGUUAGGUUGGAUUCGCUCGCUGAUCAACUCGUCUAAAGCGUCAAUUUUAAUCAAUGGGUCUCCCAAUGGGUACGUUAGAUAUCAAAGAGGUUUACGCCAGGGUGACCCCCUGUCACCGCUGCUCUUUGUGUUGGUUUCGGAUGUGCUGUGUGCUAUGUUUGACAACGCGAUUAAUUCUCAUGUAUUGAUUGGGGUGCCAUUGGGGGAGUUUGGUAGUAUCUGCAAUUUGCAUUAUGCGGAUGACCUCUUGAUCCUUACGGUUGGGGGGGCAGAGGAUCUCCGGGUGAUUAAGCUGAUCCUGUUGGUUUUUGAAGGGCUCUCUAGUUUGGAAACAAAUUUCUCCAAAACUUGCCUUUACUCCACCAAUUUGAGCUUACUUCCUGAUGAUUGCGUGGCAAAAACUGUUAAUUGUAAAGUGGGCCUUCUCCCAGUUACUUACCUUGGUAUUCCCGUAUCGGGCAGGAGGCCCCGCUCCCUGCGUGGGUUAUCAAAAAGAUUGAUCGGCUUGGAAGAGACUUCUUAUAGAGUGGGCCUGACAUUGAGCACCCUGGAUGUAGACUUGUGUCUUGGAAGAACAUUUGCCGUUCGAAGAAGUAAGGUGGAUGAGGUGAAAUCCGGGGCAGACUCUCUUUUCUGGAAGGACAGAUGGUUCAAUGGUCUUGCACCUAUGCAUAUCUGGCUUGAAUCUUUUCUUUUGUCCCGGAUACCUAAUGGGACUGUCAGAGAGUUGGCGCCCUUGCUUGCUAGCCCUUCGUUCGAUUCUGACCCAUUGUUGUUGCAACUACUGUACAGGUUGUGUUUGGCUGAUGGUAGCGAUCAGGAUUCUAAGGUUUGGAGUUUGACAGCAAAUGGGAUUUUUUCGGUUAAAUCCUUUUAUUGUCUUCUGAACGAUGGAGGAUUACGGUGUUCGAUUGCAAACUCCUUUUGGAAAGGCCCCUGCCCGAGGAAGGUCAACAUUUUUAACUGGUUAGCUUGGAAGAAUAAGGUUCUUUCCCUAGAAAACCUGGCUAAGUACCAUUGUAACAGACUCCGGACAGACACUUGUGUUCUAUGUCAUUCUGAGGUGGAGUCGGUUGAUCACCUUUUUCUUCGAUGUCGGUUCUCCCAGGAUGUGUGGGCACACAUCAGUAGGUCUCUUCAGUUACCGACUCUUUCCACCUCUACGUCUCUUUUGUGGGGUGACUGGAGGUCUGCUUUACGUCUAGCGAUCCGGGUGGUCGGGGACGGGGCAGUGAAAGCCUUUGUGUGGUCUAUUUGGCUGACGAGAAAUGAUUAUAUAUUUUCUGAUAAAUGUGCGCAUCCUCACUCUGUUAUGGUGAAGACUGAUCAUAUGAUUUUAUCUUGGUUCUCUGCAGCUCCUGAGGGUUUGGGAGUGAAGUUGGAUGAUUCUAUUUCCUCGAUCAGGCGCAGCUUAGAGUUCUCUGGAUCUCGUCCUGAAGGGGUGGAGGAGGAGUCCGCGAUCGAAGUGGCUCAGACUAUUAGUCGGGAGUAG
Molecule: messenger RNA, 1704 nt
Organism: Dioscorea cayenensis subsp. rotundata (Guinea yam)
Lineage: Eukaryota; Viridiplantae; Streptophyta; Magnoliopsida; Dioscoreales; Dioscoreaceae
Exons: 3
Coding region: 1-1704 (567 amino acids)
Source: RefSeq, a predicted model, not a curated record